UUUAGUUCUUUCUUUCUUAUUACAACAAAUCUCAACAUAGUCUUUUUACAAACACAACAAAAAAUGGCUAACCCAAACGAAUGGUCUCAGUUCUACAACAACAACCAAACUUUCUUCACAACUUCCACCAUCACUUCAACCACCGUCACAACCGCUUCUCCCUCCGGUGAAGCCACCUCCACAGACUCUCGUCUGAGUCCUGAAACCGGUCGUGUAACAAAACCGGCACGUAGAAGAUCAAGAGCUUCACGUAGAACACCAACAACACUUCUCAACACAGACACAUCCAAUUUCCGUGCCAUGGUUCAGCAGUUCACUGGUGGUCCAUCCGCUAUGGCUUUUGGUUCCGGUAAUACUACUUCCGGUUUUAGCCUCACCACUUCGUCGGAUCCAACCGCCGGAUCUUCUCAACAAACUCCUUGGCAAUAUAAUUUCCAGCCUCACGCGCCGCCGCAGCCUCCUCCUCAAAGGGCUUAUAUGUUCUCGUUGAGCAACGUGAAUCCCAUCGUUGGGUAUAGUAACAUGAACAACCCUAAUAAUACUUUGGUUUCCGGUGUGUUUGGAACGGUGGAUGGUGGUGCUGGUGCUCCGUCGUCUAAGGAGGCAACGAAUAGUAAUACGUCUUCUUCGAGGCUACAAUGAGAAAACGAUUGGAUUCUUUUGAAUUUUUUUUUUUUUUUUCGCAUAAAGGCAGAAAUGUUAGGUACUGACUUUCUUUGUCAUAGAAUGAAAACUUUGACUUUUGUAUAUUUAAGUUUUUUCGUUUUCAUAUUUAAUAUUUUUUCUUUUUAGGCUCAAGAGAUUAUAGCGUUAUCAUGGCCCUAAAUCCGCAAAUAUUCAGUAACUGAAGUUGCAUACUUGCAUUCCAUAUUGCAAACUGUCAAUCAAAAUUUUAA
Messenger RNA from Eutrema salsugineum, 896 nucleotides. Its product is annotated as VQ motif-containing protein 22. The transcript has a single exon. NCBI's taxonomy places the organism in Eukaryota, Viridiplantae, Streptophyta, Magnoliopsida, Brassicales, Brassicaceae. The record is from RefSeq and is a predicted model, not a curated record. Bases 64 to 642 code for a protein of 192 amino acids.